AAUUCCGUUGAAUAUAUACCAAGAUGACAGUGUUUCCCACAACUUUAGCUGUGGUGUGCCUUUGCGUCAUCGGCAGUGUCCUGACACAAACAUGCGAUGAUAUCGACGCCAGCGUUUGUCUUGCGUUCAAUAAUGAAGAAGACAUAUGUUCCGACCAAUGUCUAUCGAAGUUAUGUCCACGAACAUGUGGAAAAUGUCCACUGAAAUGUUAUCAAUGCGAUUCUGUUUCCAACGUAAAUGAUUGCAACUCUACCAUGGAAUGCCCCGCAGAUAGCAUGUGCAUUGCUAGUGAGUCCCUAGGAGCAGACUUUAGCAUGACUUACCGAUUAGGAUGUGCAACCAAUGACGUGUGUGCGCGAUUAUUUGGAUCGAGUCCGGGCGGAAACUCUUUAAUAAUUGGACGAAGGUCUUCUAACAGGAGAGCCAGUUUAAACGGUGACUGCUGUAACACAGACCUGUGUAACAGACACAACCCGUCACCGCCAAGUAUUCGACGUCAAUUGGCAAACCUCACGACAACCACAACUGAAACCAUGGUAACCACGACUGAAACCAUGACAACCACAGCAUUCAUUAACUCAAAGUGUGCAGACAUUGAUACGGCGGCCUGUCUGAGGUUGUCUGGUCUGAAUAAAGGGAUGUGUAGUGAUCCCUGUGUGGUACAGGCCUGUCCUAGAACCUGUGGACAGUGUUCGGAGUGUUAUUGGUGCAACCAUGUUAAGAAUCCAGAGCAAUGCAACCAGACAACUCACUGUGAGACGGGAGAGGUAAGCAUCUCUCUGUUUAGUUAGGCGUAGCAUGAUUCUUCAUUCAUUUCAUGUUGGUCUACACUGAGAUAGCGAAAAUGUUAAAAGCUUGAUGUAAAUUAGCAAUUUAUUCUUCAAUCCUAUUCCAUGUUGUAUUGUUUGAUAAAGGAGAAAUUAGCAUCACACUCUUCUCCAAUGUGUUUUAUUUUAUCUUCUGAUGCUAAACAUCGUAAUAGGGGAGAUGUUAAAAACCUCACUCUUUCUGUUCAGCCCAUUUCGUGAUCAACCUCGUGAUAUAUUUCAGAAAUAAUGAUCGCGUUUUCGUGUAUGUUGCAGGAUAACCUCCGAGGUCGAGAAAUGUUGUUUUGAAAUAUAAAAGCCGAGGCGUUUUUUAUUUCAAACAAUUCGAGACAGAGGUUAUCCUGCAUCAUACACGAAAAUAGAGAAAUUUAUUUCUAUUCUAGUACUGCUCAGAAAUAUACAGCCGAUCGUUUACCUAUAUAGCUACGAAUUAGGUCACUGUGACAUCAUGUCAGUUUCCGAAAUAGCCUACAUUAUUUUGUGCUGACCAAAAAAAACGUGAGAUGAUAGGAGUAUACUAAAUAUAUUUUGAAAAAACAAAUUUCAUGUACAUGUAUUUAGUUUGGUGUUAACGGAUUAUUUCAAUUGCUUUUAAUACAGUUCAAGAAAAA
Ostrea edulis (European flat oyster) is the source of this 1438-nucleotide messenger RNA. RefSeq lists its product as uncharacterized. Bases 24 to 791 code for a protein of 255 amino acids. The transcript is spliced from 7 exons. The record is from RefSeq and is a predicted model, not a curated record. NCBI's taxonomy places the organism in Eukaryota, Metazoa, Mollusca, Bivalvia, Ostreida, Ostreidae.